UAAGCGCUGUUAUAAAUGGGACCAAAUGUACGGUCAGUCGCCUAGUACGUCCGGCACUCAAAGCACACACCAAUUGACACCGAAAAUGGCUGAAUGGGAUCUGACCACACGUUUGGGCAAAUAUCUGGACAGACAUCUAGUGUUUCCACUCCUCGAGUUCUUGUCCGUCAAAGAGAUAUACGAAGAGAAUGAGCUGCUGGAGGGCAAACUGGAACUGCUGUCGAACACAAAUAUGGUGGACUUCGCUCUGGACGUGUAUCAGCGGCUGAAUCCGGGCGUUAAGCCGCCGGAGUAUCUCUACUCGAAGCGGUCAGAAGUGGUCGGACAGCUGAAGCAGUUGCAGAUCCAGACGGAACCGAUGCUUGAGAUUCUGCUCAACCCGGAAGUGUCGGCCGAGAUUGAGAAGUCUCGCGACAGUCGCCAACUCUUUGAACUCUUGCAAACAAAAUACGAUGGAAGGGAACUACUCAUCGAGAUGUUCCUCGAGAAGAAGGGACAGUACAUCAAACAACAGCCCUAUUUGAACGCCAUUCAGACCAUGUGUCCCCAUAUUCUACGCUAUCUGACCACUGCUGUGAUCACUCACCGCCAGCGCCGUCAGUAUAUGAAGGACUUGGUUCGGGUGAUACAACAGGAGUCGUACACCUAUAGGGAUCCGAUCACUGAGUUUGUCGAGUGUCUGUACGUUAACUUCGACUUCGAUGGCGCGCAGAAGAAGCUCCGCGAGUGUGAGAUAGUGUUGGACAACGACUUCUUUCUGGUCGCGUGUUUGGAUGACUUCAUAGAAAACGCCCGACUCUUCAUAUUCGAGACCUUCUGUCAGAUUCACGAAUGCAUUUCCAUUAGUAUGUUAGCCGACAAACUGAAUAUGAAUAGCGAAGAGGCCGAGCGCUGGAUCGUGAAUCUGAUCCGAAACGCACAGUUGGACGCGAAGAUUGACUCCAAGUUUGGUCACGUAGUGAUGGGAACUCAAGCCGUCUCUCAAUAUCAACAACUUAUUGAGAAGACCAAAGCGAUGGCUAUUCGGACACAAGUAUUGGCGAUGAAUAUUGAGAAGAAAAUCGCUUCUAAUUAGUUGUAAUAAUUUGUUUCAAUAAAGAUAUUGUUCUAAUU
This is a messenger RNA of Medioppia subpectinata, 1113 nucleotides long. The record is from the annotation of a GenBank genome assembly. Lineage: Eukaryota; Metazoa; Arthropoda; Arachnida; Sarcoptiformes; Oppiidae.